Lathyrus oleraceus (garden pea) is the source of this 1224-nucleotide messenger RNA. RefSeq lists its product as uncharacterized. The transcript has 3 exons. Bases 1 to 1224 code for a protein of 407 amino acids. Lineage: Eukaryota; Viridiplantae; Streptophyta; Magnoliopsida; Fabales; Fabaceae. The record is from RefSeq and is a predicted model, not a curated record.
AUGGAGGAUGUCACCGUGGACACUGGAAGGCCUCUGAACGCUCACAAUCUGAAGAGCAUGGGGGUGAUUGAGCAAAUUAGGGUGAAACCCUCGUUGGACACCUCCUGGGAAGCCCUCAAAGAUCAGAGGAAGAUUCCAAAUGGCCUCUACCUCUUCUCUAAAAUCGAUCCUCCAGAGGUUGCUACACACUAUCUGCAGGAUCUCGCAAGACAAGGAGUUGACAUCUCAGAGUUCUCUGUGGAUUGGCUGCCUGAGCAUCCACCCAACUUCAUGAAGAGACAACGAGAACCUUCUGGGAAUUUAAAGAAAGCCAAGAAAGCAAAGCUGGGGGAAACUUCUAUAUCAAGACCUCUGGUCCCUCUGAUCGAAUCUCCCAGUAAGUCUCCGCCUCCUCCUUCUCGCCCUGCUCAUACUCUUGCCUCACAACAACAACCUGAACCAGAAGCCAACACUCAUACACCACCUGAACAACCAAUUCCACCACCAUCCAAACAACCACAAAUACCAACACCUGAACAACCCACAACAACACCAUCUGAACAACCACCAACUCCACCACUUGAACAACAAACAACACCACCAUCUGAAACUCCCAUCGUACCACCCUUUAAACACAUUACUAUCCCUACCUCUCAACCUCCCGCUGACACUACCCAAACACCACCAGAAUCUCCAUCCCCCAACUCUAAACCAGAACCUAUCUUCCCCACCCUGGAAGAAGCAAUCUCUUUAUUUGUUGAGUCUUCAGUGGAGAAGAUCAAACCUCUAUCUGAGAACUCUGGUAUCAGUGGCGAUCCCUCUGCAGUGAGGAUUCACUGGAACAAAGUGAUCAGAUGCAUGACCUCUGAGGCCUUCAAACUGAAAAGCCUCUCUGAACAAGUCCGCAAUGACUUUAUCAGAGAAGCUGGAGAAAGGCUGCAGGCACGACUGUUCAGAGAGGCAGAGGAAAAGGCCAGAAGAGAAGGAGAAGAGAAGGCUCGUGUGGAAGAAGAGCAAAUGGUUAGAGAAGCUACAAAGAAGGUUGCUGCUAAAGCUGCUGCUGCUGAAGCUGAGGCAAAAGUAAAAGCUGACGCUGAAGAGGCAGCACACAUAGCUGUAGAAGAAGCUGCAAAGGCAAGCAAUGAUGCUCUGGCUCAGGGGGAGCAAUCAAACUCUGAUUUUCCUCCUCUAGUACUGAAGACUCUGGAAGAGCUGCAGAAGGAACAACAAAUUGAUAACAACUAA